GUCUCGCGCUCCUGAUCGCUCCAGCUCCUCCCGGCCGCCCGGCGCCGCGGCCACGCGAGGUUGUAAAAAUCCAUGUGGGACCGCGCCGGGGCGAGCAUCGCUAAGGUAGGACUCCAGCUGUGAGAAGGAGAGAAGCGGGAAGCCAACUCCUCGAAAAUGGGCUUAGAAGCAAAUCUCUGAGUGGAGCCAUUUCCUGGUACAGACUAUACCAAGAAUGUGGUGAAAACUCUAGUCAGUGAAGGAAACAUUGGCUUAAGUCCUCACGUUGCCUAGCAUUUCUUCUCUUCAGUAGCACCACAUCACAGAAGAAAAAUGUACGGGAGCGCAAGAACAAUCAGCAAUCUGGAAGGCAGCCCUUCCAGAUCACCGCGCUUGCCAAGGUCUCCUCGUUUGGGCCACCGAAGAACAAGCAGUGGGGGAGGGGGAGGGACAGGCAAGACUCUGUCUAUGGAGAAUAUCCAGUCCCUUAAUGCGGCCUAUGCUACAUCUGGACCCAUGUACUUAAGUGACCAUGAAGGGGUAGCAUCAACAACUUACCCAAAGGGCACGAUGACUCUGGGCAGGGCCACAAACAGAGCUGUGUAUGGAGGCCGGGUCACAGCCAUGGGGAGUAGUCCCAAUAUUGCUUCCGCUGGACUUUCCCACACGGAUGUCCUUUCAUAUACAGAUCAACACGGAGGGCUGAGUGGCUCGUCUCACCAUCACCACCACCAGGUGCCCUCCAUGUUGAGGCAGGUAAGAGACAGCACAAUGUUGGAUCUUCAAGCCCAGCUCAAAGAACUGCAGAGAGAGAAUGACCUCCUACGCAAAGAGCUUGACAUUAAGGACAGCAAACUGGGGUCAUCCAUGAAUAGCAUCAAGACUUUCUGGAGUCCCGAGCUUAAGAAGGAGAGAGUCUUGCGGAAAGAGGAGGCAGCUCGCAUGUCUGUCCUCAAGGAGCAGAUGAGGGUUUCUCACGAAGAAAACCAGUUACUGGACGCCAGAAGAACCAAGCACCUGCAGUUGACCAUCCAGGCCCUUCAGGAUGAGCUGCGGACCCAGAGAGACCUCAAUCACCUCCUGCAGCAAGAGAGUGGCAACCGGGGAGCUGAACACUUCACCAUUGAGCUGACAGAGGAGAACUUCCGCAGGCUCCAAGCUGAGCAUGACAGGCAGGCCAAGGAGCUGUUCCUUCUGCGGAAGACAUUGGAAGAAAUGGAGCUGAGAAUUGAAACCCAGAAACAGACUCUCAAUGCCCGAGAUGAGUCCAUUAAAAAGCUCCUGGAGAUGCUGCAGAGUAAAGGCUUGCCAUCGAAAAGCCUUGAGGAUGACAAUGAGCGCACGCGGCGGAUGGCGGAGGCUGAGUCUCAGGUCAGCCACUUGGAAGUGAUUUUAGACCAGAAGGAGAAGGAAAACAUCCACCUGAGAGAGGAAUUGCACCGAAGAAGCCAACUUCAGCCGGAACCAGCCAAGACGAAGGCUCUCCAGACUGUCAUCGAAAUGAAGGACACAAAAAUUGCUUCAUUGGAGCGGAACAUCCGAGACCUUGAGGACGAGAUCCAGAUGUUGAAAGCCAAUGGUGUGCUCAAUACAGAGGACCGGGAAGAGGAGAUCAAACAAAUAGAGGUGUACAAAAGCCACUCCAAGUUUAUGAAGACCAAGAUUGAUCAGCUGAAACAGGAACUUUCCAAGAAGGAGUCAGAACUUCUUGCCUUACAAACAAAGCUUGAAACCCUUAGCAAUCAAAACUCAGAUUGCAAGCAACACAUUGAAGUGCUGAAAGAGUCGCUUACUGCCAAAGAACAGAGGGCUGCCAUCCUUCAGACUGAGGUAGAUGCACUGAGAUUACGGCUGGAAGAGAAAGAAUCUUUUCUCAAUAAGAAAACAAAACAGCUCCAAGACCUCACCGAAGAGAAGGGGACCCUAGCCGGAGAGAUCCGUGAUAUGAAAGAUAUGUUAGAAGUAAAGGAAAGAAAAAUCAAUGUUCUUCAGAAAAAAAUCGAAAACUUGCAAGAACAACUUAGGGAUAAAGACAAACAACUGACCAACCUGAAAGACAGAGUGAAGUCCCUGCAAACUGACUCCAGCAACACCGACACUGCUCUGGCCACACUGGAGGAGGCCUUGUCAGAAAAGGAGAGAAUAAUAGAGCGCUUGAAAGAGCAGAGGGAGAGAGAUGACCGGGAGAGACUAGAAGAGAUAGAAUCCUUUCGAAAGGAGAACAAAGACCUCAAAGAGAAGGUCAAUGCUUUACAGGCUGAGCUGACAGAGAAAGAGUCUAGUUUAAUCGACCUCAAAGAACAUGCAUCUUCAUUAGCUUCUGCAGGACUGAAGAGGGACUCCAAACUGAAGUCUCUAGAAAUAGCCAUUGAACAAAAGAAGGAGGAAUGUAACAAACUGGAGGCACAGUUAAAAAAGCAAGCCGAACAGUUGUUCAAUCAGAUGUACAAUCCAGCACAUAAUAUUGAAGAUGACUCCAGGAUGAACCCCGAGUUUGCAGACCGACUGAAGCAGCUGGACAAGGAAGCAUCUUACUACCGUGACGAGUGUGGCAAGGCUCAAGCUGAAGUGGACAGGCUGCUGGAGAUCCUCAAGGAGGUGGAGAACGAGAAAAACGACAAAGACAAGAAGAUAGCGGAACUGGAGAGCUUGACUCUCAGGCAUAUGAAAGAUCAGAAUAAGAAGGUGGCCAACCUCAAGCACAACCAACAGCUGGAGAAGAAGAAGAAUGCCCAGUUAUUAGAAGAAGUGCGCCGACGAGAAGAUAGCAUGGUUGAUAACUCACAGCAUUUGCAGAUUGAGGAGCUGAUGAAUGCCUUGGAGAAGACCAGGCAGGAACUGGAUGCCACCAAAGCACGCCUCGCCUCUACCCAGCAAUCUUUGGCUGAAAAAGAAGCACACCUGGCCAACCUCCGGAUUGAGAGGAGGAAACAGCUAGAGGAGAUCCUGGAGAUGAAACAGGAAGCGCUACUCGCGGCCAUCAGUGAAAAGGACGCAAACAUUGCCUUGCUGGAGUUAUCUGCCUCCAAAAAGAAAAAGACCCAGGAAGAAGUCAUGGCUCUGAAGAGGGAGAAAGACCGACUGGUGCAUCAGUUAAAGCAGCAGACCCAGAACAGAAUGAAGCUGAUGGCAGACAACUAUGAUGAAGACCAUCACCAUUACCACCACCACCACCAUCACCACCACCACCGGUCUCCUGGGAGGUCACAGCAUUCCAAUCACAGGCCCUCUCCAGACCAGGAUGACGAGGAGGGCAUAUGGGCAUAGCCGGGCCUGUAAACCAAAGUUCCAGUUUUGUUUUGAGGGAUGAUCCAGCUCUGUCGGAGGCACGCAUAGGCACAGCCAAAUCUCAUGCUGUACAUUGAUCACCUGUCCAACCUUUGCCUAGAGUGGGAGCCCCCAGUUCCUUCAAGAGAUCCAACUUUACCUGUCUGUAAAGAAGAAGAGGAGGAGGGAGACAGCGGGGAGGAUCCGGUGGCAUUGUGACAUCGGAGCGGGUCCAGUGUUCACUUUUACCCUUUUGGAGCUGUCAGAAGGGUUGGCUAAAAGGAUAGCUCAGCACUGCAGCAAUAUCCUGAUAAUCUAUUGCAGCCUGGCUCUCUUCAUUGUCCACCAGCGACCACAGCAGCAGGUCCGAAAGGAAGGGGAAUUUUCGCCUUCACUUUUCUGCUUGAUUCUGUUCUCCUCGAUUGUCUGGCUUUGGGUGGAAGAGAAAGACAGAGUAUGAAGAAGGAGAAAAAUGACAACCCCUUCAUUUCCUACCAAGGAUUUGGACCUUUACGAGUGAGCAUCUCUGUGGAAAGCUGCGUAAUGAGCUUUUUAUUCCCAUUGCUUUGCCUCUUGGAUACAUGGGCACUGCAUGGGAUUAAGAGUGCGGAUUCAGCUUCGGUUGGACAGCUAGCUCUGUCUCCCAUUGUCCUGCUGGUCAGUCUAAGUGGUCCUAACACAUUAGAUUAUCAGACAAUCUAAGCUUGCAGUGAACAAGUGCUGCUGGUGGUGUUUGUAUACCAUGGUGCAUGGAGUGUUUGACAAAGAAGACAAAAGACCAAAAAUUGAGAGCCUUCACCCUCCUCCGUUUCUUUAAUCUGUGGGUUAAGGAGCCACAUUGAAUGGUAUUAUCAGUAGUUACCUCUGGGCCAGGUUGGAAAUGAAAUCAAUUUUUUUAAACCACUAAUAACUUGCCAAGAAAUCGCCUUAUGAGAACAUGGUGUGUGUCUCUGACAGUGCAUGGCACAUCUAAAUUGGUCAUUCAUAAUUUUAUUUGUCCUGCUCAUGUACCAGAGAAUGACAAAAGCCUGAGGCACCUGCAUAUCCACUCCACAUGCUCCUUGAACCCCUCGGCUGGGACAUGACCUGGCCUCAGGCUCUUCUCCUUCUCAUACAUGCAGGUCUCCGUGACGAAGCUGAGGUUCACUCAUGUUUCAAGAGCUGUGCAAGCAGUGUGAGCCUGGGUCUUUUGUAAAUGAAGGGUCAUUUCUCAUUCUUUUUUUGUUUUUGUUUUAAGAAAAUGUCUCCAACAUGGAUUCCAAAGCAUUUUCAGCAUCAGACAUGAAAACAUUGAUGAAUGAGGAAUAAUCACAAAAGCUGUAUGUCUGUAAAUAGCAUUAUACCACUUGUGUGGAUACAGAGUCCUUAUCUUAAAGCACAUGCCAGGGAAAGAGACCUCACUCCAAGGUCUUUUGCAUACAGUGACAAGGUACUAAGGAGAAUUCAACUCCUGCUGCUUCCUCUGAAGAUUAAAAAGUAUUAGUCCUUACAACUUCGUAAAAAACACAACUGAGCCUGGUAAAUGUGCAGCUCUUGUACUGACCCAUUUUCCUGUCAAUGGGAGAAACCCUCCCACCUGCAUUCCUAAAGGACAAACAAUGAAUUUAAGCAUGAGUGGCCUUAAUAAGUACCAUUGUCUUUUUUUGCUGCAGUGGAAAGGGUUCUAAGCAGAAGUUGCUGAAAUCUUGCAUUGACUCUAAUCAUUAUUACUUUCCAAAAUGUUGGUGCAAUUAACUCUGGACCUCUCUCAUGAGCCAUAGAGAUAUUUAAAAGACAAACCCCUUAUUUGCUGGGGAAAGGAAACUGUCCCUGGGCUGCACCCUUUAUUCCUGGUGCACCAGGGGUAAUACAUUCAAGUUGGUUUCUUGCUUUGGACUUCAUUCUUGUCAGUAAAUAGUGACCUGUGUAAAGCUUAUGUGUUACAUAAAUGAUCCAAAUACAUUCAUGUUUAAAAAGUUUGUCCUUUAACUAUAAAAAGAAUAUUGGUCUUUGUUACAGAAGGGAGCAGACUUCUUUGCAAGUUUAUUUAGUACAUUUUGGCAGAGGAUUGCAGUGAAAACCCAAGCCACAGACCAGUCCCUAGGUAAGGUAUGGAUGUGGUCAGAGAAGUCCUCACAUCCUUCUACCACCAGGUUCGGGCCUGAACUCUGCAACUCAAUACUUGAAAUUGGAAGUAGGGGAACCAGUAUGGGAAGCAGGGUCCAUGACGUAGCAACAAAGUGAUCAACUCCGUGUAGUUAGCUAUCUCUGCAUUCGUGCCAAUUUUGACAUAGCUACUGUUUGGGGAUCAUUUCUUCUCCCCACUUUUGUUGGUUGAAAGUAUUAUCGAUCUUACUUUCAUGUAAGCAUAUCAUUCCGUCCCUGCAAAAUCAAAUUCUAUCUAGGACAGCGUCUUUCCCCAUUUUGUGUAAUAUUCUCCGAUAUUUGGGGGGUCACAACAAAAAUAUCCCUUUCCAUGCAUUGAAAAUAGUGUCUGGGUUUACAACAAACACUGUGUUGUUCAGAAGAUAUUUCCUUUGUGAAAACUUUAGCAGGUUCCCUUCUAAUCAUAGUGUAGUUGAAAUUAAACAAACAAAAAAAAAGUUUGGGCUAACAUUUAGGAGAAGUUGGUCUAAGUCUUACCUUGUGCAAAAGCAGGCUUGUAUUUAUACCCUAUUUGAUUUCUAUAUACAGUCUCAAUUUUGUAUUUAAUGAUUUUUGUGUAUUAAGUAUGCACGUUCACAGCGUGUCAACUUUCAUUUGGAAGUGGGUUUUGUUUUUUAAACAGUGUUUCUGAUGAGCCCUCAAGCGUAUUGACAUAAGCUCUCGCUGCACUGUCUUUGUGUAGAGCGCUGUUUGAAUGCUGCCAAGGGUCCGUGUAUCUAAUUUCCCCGAGACCCUUGUUUGAUAGUGCUUCUUGUAAUAUUUCUUCAAGUGAGUGGCAUGUGGGUUGUGAUAUUGAUCCAUGUGAUUAUGGACAUCGAUAUGAAAAAAAAUAAAAAAAUAAAAAUAAAUAAAUAAAAUUAAGGAACCCUUGAAACUACCAACGGGCAUGUAUCAGCCAGUCAUUGUAACCUCGUGUCUAGUAGAAAUAACCAUGUGCAAGGUAUGUACAGCUCAUAACUUUGUUAUUGUGUGUAUGAGGAGUACUUUGUGCCGAUUGUCUUAUUUAUAUUCAUCAAAUAAACCUUGUUUCUUUCCGAA
Messenger RNA from Arvicanthis niloticus (Nile rat), 6429 nucleotides. Lineage: Eukaryota; Metazoa; Chordata; Mammalia; Rodentia; Muridae. The record is from RefSeq and is a predicted model, not a curated record.